GCUUUGCCACACACAAAGCCACCACUAUGAACAUUUUGACGUGACCAUACCUACCGCUACACAUGAAGCGUCGAAAACAUAUAACUUGACUCGAAACCGGUCACAGGUCAGGUUGACCGGCCGUUACUUGGAGAAUGCUGGCAGGUGCCUUCAUGGUGGCGCAGCGCUGCGUUCUUGACACUCUGCGGAACUGGCGCACAGACUUGUGCGCCGACGUGGAGCCUGGCGCCCGGAGCCUUGGGCGGGACGCCGAGCUUCGCUUGCAGCCGCUGGCGGGCGCAUGCGGUCCAUGCGCUGCAUAUCUCGCUGCUGCCUGAGGACGUUUUGGGCGGAGGAACACAGGACUGGGCGAGAGUCAAACGCAUAAUUUUGACCGGCCGCUCGCGCUAGUCGUCCCGUCUGCCUGGCAUGCAUCUCUAGUGUACAUUAGACCAUUAUGUUGAAGAGGGGCCCUUGGCAACGAAACGGAGAGACCUCGGCGCAUUUCCAGUGGUACAUGAGUGCUCGCCGUGUACAGCUUUGCCUACUCUGAGCACUGGUCCUAUUCAUUGCUUUGACUUGAUGUGGUGUUGUGUGUCCUGACGGGUGCUACACGGCUCGGGGAAGAAUCUACUGGCCCAGCUGCUGGCUAUUUCGCACCACAUUUGAUGACCCUUGACUGAAUUUUGGGAAUGGAUGCCAUUGGGUGGACUUGCCCUGGCAAAGAGGGAGUUCAUUGGAACUAGGGUUCCUGAGGAUGCAUUGGAUGGCCCGGCCGGUGGACGGAGGACCUUUCCGACGGGUCAGGGCUGGCACUAGACUUACUUAAGUACAUAACGUACUUGCGAGGGAAGGAAGCUGCAGUGCACUGCACGGAGGAGCGCCGGGUGACAGCUGGGGAGCUAUGACUCGUGGCGGACACGCCUGUAAAUUUUAGAGACU
This is a messenger RNA of Chlamydomonas reinhardtii, 921 nucleotides long. RefSeq lists its product as uncharacterized. The transcript has a single exon. The record is from RefSeq and is a predicted model, not a curated record. The coding region runs from base 135 to 317 and encodes 60 amino acids. Lineage: Eukaryota; Viridiplantae; Chlorophyta; Chlorophyceae; Chlamydomonadales; Chlamydomonadaceae.